Molecule: messenger RNA, 966 nt
Organism: Antrostomus carolinensis (chuck-will's-widow)
Lineage: Eukaryota; Metazoa; Chordata; Aves; Caprimulgiformes; Caprimulgidae
Product: mannose-binding protein-like
Cellular component (GO): multivesicular body
Source: RefSeq, a predicted model, not a curated record
AUGUCUGUCCAAGGCCAGGCAAAGAGCAAAGGGCUCAUUCCCAGAACGUCAUAUGCAAAACCUGUAAAUAGGGGUGGAUUUUUUUUUUUCUCUUGGCAUGCUUGUCUGCAUGGUAAAAAUCCAGCAGAUUUCUCUUCCACUUCUUCUCUUCUACUUUCCGUUGCGCUGGCUGUCAGGGAAGCCAGUAGCACAAUAAGAGUUUCAUUGUGUACUAUUCAGCUAAUGGUGUUGAAUACGUGGAACAUAAUUGCCUCAGAUUUGACCCUCAUAUUGAAAUCGAGGACAAUUACUGUGGUGCAAAUUUAUUCCUGGCCAGUAAUUCAGUACAGUGCUCCUGGAGUCAAUAUCUUACCAGGCAGAGAUGGAAGAGAUGGUCCCAAAGGUGAAAAGGAAGAACCAGGAGAUGGAUUAAGAGGUUUACAGGGUUUCCCUGGAACAGUGGGACCUCUAGGAAUAAAAGGAGAUUUUGGACCAAAAGGAGAAAAAGGAGAACGUGGAAUUGUAGCAACUGAUAACCUGCAGAGACAAGCAACUGCUUUGGAAGAAAAAGUACAAUUUUUGGAGACUGAACUGAAUAGAUACAAAAAAGCUUUCAUUUUAAAGAACAUCAACAGUAUUGUCAAAAUAUUUGUCCCAAAUAUAAAAGAAGAUACUUUUGAUAAUGGAAAUUCCCUUUGUACAAAAGCUGGAAGUGCACUUGCCUCUCCUAGGAAUGAGGCUAAGAGUACAACUUUAAAAGACUUAAUAAGACCUUCAAAGCAGGCUUAUACGGGGAUAUCUGAUGAACAGACUGAAGGCAGGUUCAUGCAUCUGAAUGGAGGGGUUGUAACUCACACAAACUGGAAUGUUGGAGAACCAGAUAAUCUAAAAAAUGAAGACUGUCCAGUAACACAAGACUCUUGAAAAUGGAAUUACAUUAAUUGUUCAGAUUCACAUGCCUUAAUUAUUUGUGAAUUCUUGAGCUGA